UAGAGCCCACAACCUACUGCAUCAACAUACUUGAAAAUGACGCUGGGACGACGCUUGAUACCUUAGUUAAGCUAUGCAAACAUACCCCAGUGGGAAGCAUUUUUACCCUGUAUUCCGUCAGUGGAUCUGAAACAAAAUUCUUUGUUAAUUUCACGAAGACAAACGAGACAAGUUGUGAUAGAUUCUUUGGUCUACCUUUAACGUCGGAGUUAAUCACACCAAUCUCAUCUGAAGUAGUGAAGAAAAAUGUUUUGGAAUGUGUGCCGUAUUUAAAUGAUCCGUCAAUGUCUAAUAUAUUUAAACGAGUCAUUAUGUACAUUGUUUCCAAGAAGACAAAGGUCCAACUGGACAAUAUGAAUUUUUACGCAUAUGUUCUAAUAACUGAUGACUCAACAAACCCAGACCAAUGGACUUACGCAGCCACCGACAAGGAACAUGUAAUAAAAGUGAAAGAAAUUGACAAACUACUGAAGCAAUUACAAUGGGACACCAGAUUUGGAAAAUGCCCCGUUGAUGAGUUUUUCACCGACAAUUUAGGAACUUGCCAAGCGUGUUCCAACGCAUUGGAUGCAUUACCAGAUGAAUGCCAUUACUUUGGCGAGAAAAUCACACCAAUUGCAGGAUCAACAACGAUACAUCAAACCAUGACCAUAGAGAUCAUCCAUGAACAUACAUCUCCAACAAAAAUGACCGGAACACCAAAAUCCACUCAGGAAGAUACAUGGACAUACGUGCCAAUCAUCGUUAUCGCAAUUUUAUUAAUUGUGACAUGUCCGUUUGUUGGUCCUAAAGUAUACCCACAAAUUAAUAAAUGGUUGAACAGAGAGCAUUUAAACAGGAAUGAUGUUGAGAGACAAGUGAUGCAAGUAUCUGAUGGAAAUGGUGUUCAAGAAGUAGGCCAAAUGGACGGCGAAGGAGGGAAUCAAGAGUCCUUGGCGUUUAUUCCUGCUGGGUCGGGUACUGACAGCGGGCACAACUCAAAUCUUGAUGGCUCACUGAACGGCGAGGGUGGAACUCAAGAGACCUUGGCGUUUAUUACUGAUGGGUCGGAUAGUGACAGCGGGCACAUUUCGAGCCCUAAUGGGAGCCAGCCAAGUAUUGAACGGCAUGAGUCUGAUAGCGGAAAUGAGAGUGAGGAACAGAAUGGGACUGCGGGUAUGGCAUGGCCUGAUCGUGGCGGAGAACAUCAACUGGGACCCACUGAUUUUUCAGUAGGACAAAUGACGGUUUCAAUCUCCGACGGCCAAGAAGAGGGCAUUGAAGAUCUAAUUCGUAAAAAUAACUAUGUGUUGGAUGAUCCGAUGCAUCGUGUCCAUGACAGACCAGUGUUACCGUACCCAAGAGAAACAGAUGAGGGCACAAGCUUGAAAACAUAUUCAGUAAGUUGAGCAAUCGACAGGUUUUGGACUUUCAUUGACUGCAUAAUGUAUGAAGGACGAGAUUCCUUUGAUGAACCAGUUUCCAUCAAACGACAAUAUUUUUUUACAAGUUGUAUGCCUUUGAGUGCGUUAUAUGAAGUAGUGCAAUUGUUAACAUAUGUAAAUACGUACUAGCAUUAUAACAGUUUACUUAGUUUUAAAUAGCAUUGUUGAAAGUAUUAGGAAAACAAAUGAUAUAUACAAUAAAAAAUAUUUCAAAACAUGAACUACACAAAAUAUCGCAGAGCUUUAAAUGCAAUAAGUUUGAUUCAGUCCUUUAAUACGACCUACGCAUCUACGUCCGUCAGUCACACAAUUUAUUUUUGACUCUGAAUUUCAAUUAAACGAAAAUGCUUGUUUAAAAUGCAGUAAUCAGAAGUUAGUCACAUUUACUCAAGCAAAAAACCCGUAUACAUAAGAGAUAAAUUAAAAUAUAAAUAUUGAAGUAGAACAACGCUCUCAAAUAAUAUUUUGUGUAAACAUUUUUGUGUGAUGCUCUUUAUUGUUCAUCAAUGCCCAUCAAGCUUAGUGUAGCAUAUGCGGUGCUGAGCUUACAUAGGAUCCAUUGAUAUCUGUUUCCCACUAAAAUGUUUAAGUCAAACAACCUUAUUUAUAUUACUAUUAAAUAUUUAACUAUUUAUAAUUCACAUUGAAUGUGUUCAGGUGGGCAUCACAGCUUCUUUCUGAAACCAUGUCUUUGAUGUAACUAUACGCCUUUCAUAAUAGUGUUGUAGGACUUAUAAAUAUGAUUAUUAAUAAUGUGAUUAACAUAAAUAAAUGAAUUGCUUUAAUAAAUGACAAAUACAAAGAUUUUAAUUGUAAAGCAACUUUAAUAAGGGUUAAGUUUUCAACACUUGACGACAUUUUAAUGCUAACGGUUAAUGGUUUACAAAACUCCUGUAUAUUAACUUAGUUAUAUCAUCUUUUGUUGCAUUUCUUCUCAGUGGCGCCGCAAGAAUGUGGGUACACUGUUUUCUAUUCAGCAGUAAUGUAAAGUUGAAUCCUAAUUGGCAUCCUGAAGCAAUCAUGAAGCUCUUGACAUUCACACUAAGUUUAACGGAUAUAUAAAUACCAUUUCAUAUACUAAACCAGCAUUUAAAUUUUUUUGGGAUACAUGAAAAAUAUUGCAACACACUGUUUGGUAUUGUCUAGACUUUAUAUAUAUUACCAAUGUCUGGUUUCAUAUUAUUUACUGAAGCUGUUCAUACAAAGACAUCAUUUUUGUCAAAUGUUAGGUAUAAAGAUCAUACAGAGGUCUACUAAUUAAUGCAGUUAAUUUAUUAACAGUUUUAGUGCAUCUGGUCUAUUUGAAUUUUAAAUGUAGGUGAAACUGUACUAAAGCGAUGAUAUUGAAGUUAUUUUACAUAUCUCCCAUUAAAUUAUAUAAAAUAAAUAUUUACAAAUCAUGUUCAAACAGGAUUUUCUACUAUGAUGUUAAAUGAAUUAACAUUAAAACAUUUAAAUAAACAGAUAAACGUAUAUGUAUGUUUAUAUAAUAUAAUAUGUUUGGAAAAUAUCACACGUACAUUAUUGUAACUCUUUCAAUGACGUAUAUUAGUUUGUUAACAAAAAGCUGAACAAGUUUAUUUCGUGGACUGAACUUAACUUGUAGCCACAUGUAUACAUGUAUAACAAGAUAGUGCAAUAUAUGACAGCACAUAUUUUAAAUGGACAUUCCGUAAAAUCAUUACCUCAAACAUAUUGUCUCAAGUCUUUAGAUGUUUAUCAUUCGUCUCAAAUAGUACAGUUUCUUUUAGUCAUGUGUUCAAUUUGUAUCAUAGUUCACUUUGAAAAGACAAUCGCGAUACAAUUAUUGUGCUUAUAUACGUGCCAUAUUUUCAAGUUUAAAUUCAAUCAAUGUAAUGAAAUACUUCAACGAAUGUGAAAACUGUCAUACUUUUGGAAACAUGCACCAAAUUUAAUUAUACAAAUACUAAAAUGAUCGUAAAAAGACCACCAACAUAACUGCAUUCAUGGAGAAUAACACGACCAUUUUAAAAUUAUGAAAAUCCGAUCAAAAAACAGUUUGGCAAUAUUUUCAGUGGACUUGAAUAGAUUGGUGUACACGAUCACAAACACAACUCCAAACUGUAUUGACAUUUUUAAAGACUCACAUAGGUUUAUUUCUACAUCACUGUGACUUUCUUAAAUUCACAAACCUAUAUAUUAAGCACUUUUCGUAAUAUAUAAUCUCAUCACAAAACGUUAUAAAUAGUUACGAUUGCUCAUAAAAUGAUGUGCCUAAACAUACACUUUUUUUAUUAACACAAUUGUCGCAAAUACUUAGUUAACAAGUCUAUUAAGCUAGAAUUUUAAAAUACUCCAAGCUUCAGUGAAUGCCUAAGUUGAUUUAACUUUAUUUCACUGCUGGUAACAAAACAGUUACCAAUGAAGAAACCUGUCCAUGGUUAUUAUAUUUUUCCGUUUUACAAAAUCAAUAAUUUAUUUGCCUACAUACACAUUGUACAAUACAUGUUCAUGCCCAGAAAGUUUAAUCUCUCCUUGUUAUACUUUUCUUGACGUUUGGUUUGUAUACAGUUUAUUUAAUAUAAGGAGAACAUUUAAGAUAAACUCAACAAAUACUACAUGUGUUAUGCACAAAGUUUCCGAACAUGAUAAGUUACAUUCGCCCAAAUCAAUUUAUCAAUGUUUUCCUUAUGAUUUAAGUGUUGUGCCUUACUCAAAAGCAAUAUAUGUGUUACAUUAAUGAAACUUACUGAACAUUUGUCAAAUUAGUUUUAAUAUACAUACCCACGUAUUGUGUUACAUCUUUUUUCCAACAUAAUCAGCUUAGUGUGCCAAUCAGCGCACUGUGGAGGUUUUAAGUGUCCUGUGGGCGCAUUAUAAUUUAUUUGAUCAAUAGUUUCAUUUAACUCGGAAACAUAUUACAGCUUUAUUAUCUAUUGUCAGGUACUGAAACUGUGGACAGGUAUCUUUAGGAGACUGUGAACGUUUUAUGUCGAAGUUGAAAAUGCUUAAGUAAUGUAUACUUGAAAUGUAACGAUUAUAUCAACAUUGUGAUUAUACCUUUAAUGAAACAUAACACAUUUAUUAUGUCUCGUAAUGACUCGUAUCUAUUUAAAUAGUGCAUACUUAUAUUUUGUUUUGCAAAUAAUGUGUUUUAUCGAGUAUAAAUUUGGCAAGGUAAUUAUCUGGUUGUUUAGUGUUCACUGUCUCUAACAUUCUAUGGAGGCAAGUCAUGAAGUAAUAUAUUGGAACAUUCAUUUAAUUCGAAGGCUCUUGGAUCUAAGACAAGCAAAUGUUCAAUGACCAGUACUGAAUCAAAUAAUUAUGCAUUGAAAAAUUCUGUUAAGAAUAAUGAAUAAUGCUACAAGAUUCUUACCACACGGUUUCCCUCGUUUUUUUACUUUAUAAUCGGUUAUGUUUCAUUUAGUUAAUCAACCCUUAAUUAGAAAAAAGAUUUUUUAUUAUAACUUAAUAACUUUUUAGAUAUACAGCUUUCGGUGUUUCAUUUGAAUAAAGUUUGAGUAAAUAAUGUUUUCUUUGACAUCUUCCAAAACAGAUGAUACAUCAAGGACAUGAGGUUUCAUUCUUUAUUUCUCUGGAAAAGCUAUUAUAGUUUAAUUAACGAAACUAACGUAAUGUUAAACUAAUUGUAUUAAAUUGUGUUCCCUUCUAUGUGUAUACUAUGGCAUUUUUAAACAGUUAACAUUCGAGCGCAUUUUUAAGACAACUAAUUUAAAUAUUACUUUACACUUAGUAUUUUUUAUACAUAAUUUGUGUUCACUUUUGCUAUCAACUAGGCCUUUUUCUCAAAAUGUUCUUUCUCUUGAAACAUGUUCACCCUGUGUUUAACGUUGCCAAAGUCCAUAUUUUCAAAUAUAUGUUUUUAAUUUAUCUUUGAAUGCAUUUGAAUAAAUCAAGGAUCCGGAUUUCACAAUUACCAUAUACAAUUUGCGUUUGAAUUUUCUAGAACAUUAAAUGUGUAAAACAACACAUACAUGGACAACAAAUUAAAACCCCAUUUAUUUUGUUCUUAAUUUAAAGAAGAAUACAACCGAUAUUUGGAAAUAUUGAACUUUGCAACCUUUGACAUUCUAUUUCAUUUCAUAUAUCUACUUGUGAAAGCUAGAGAGUGAUUGUGAUUGUUGUGGUAGUAUUCGAGCUUCAUUCUGAGAAAACUGGACUAAAUGUACGUGCAUAAAGUUUCGUCCCAGUUUAGCUUGUUAAGUCCGCACAGACGAGUCCUGGAAGACACGUUUAGCCUAAAAUUGAUUUUCGCUUAGAAGAGACUUAAACAGGAAAACCUAUAAAAUCCGGAAGUGUCUUGCCUGACUCCACAUGCUUAUUUGGGACGACAUUAAAUUCAUAUGCAUGGGGCCAGGUUUUAUCAGAACGAGGCUCAUGUGAUCAUGUUUCUGUAGUAUUGGUUAGACUGUGUGGCGUGCCAUAUAUUGCUUUGUUUUAUAAAUAUAAAUUGGUAGUUUUAUAGCAACAUAAAUUAUUUGUUCUCUUUGCAUGUUAAUGUUAACUUUUAUCUUAUAUUGUUGUUCUCAUAGAUAUCAUGAAGACUCUAAUCAUAGUAUGUACAGUGAAUUGUUGUUCUUUGCCUUUUGUAUUAAUUAGAUCAAUUUUAUAGAAUGUAUUAUAUAUAUUUUCUAUAUAUAUAUAUUUUUUAAUAGAUAUUUAUAUGUCUAACUUUACCAGGAGGAAAGUUUUAUGACUUAUACGUUGAUUUUCAAAAAGCCUAUGCUGAUUUAUUCCACUAAAAACUAUUUGACAUAAUGCAAAAAUAGGUUUAAACUAUAGAAAAACUUCAUAAGUGCCUAGUCUCUAGUACUCACAUUUGCGAAGUCGGUUGCGGUUCAUAAACAACACUGUCACUAAUGAAUUUAAGUGUAACAUUGAAACAAGGCAAGGGGACUUUACUAGCAAAAUCACAUAUAAUAUAUUCAUAAAUGAUUUAUCCCUUUACCUAGGUGACCGGGGCCAUCAAGGAAUUUUCAUUACUGAAGAUAUCCAAAUAUACGAUGUAUAUUAUUUGCGGAUGAUGUUGCGAGUUGCUCUGAAACCGCUAUUGAACUACAGCGUCAAUUGAAUAGUAUUGUUGAUUUGUUUUCCAAAUAAGUUGCAUGAUCGUAAAUGAAAAGAAAACCGAAACAAUUGUAAUCAGUAAUGAUUUUGGUUAAACCUGGGGUUAUCAGGACGUUGAUGAUGUUGAUGUAUUUUAACAACUUUUUAAAGAUCGCCUCAUUUGUUGUAACACGCAAAAAAUGGUCAAGGAGUUUAUUCGACUCGUCUAGAUGUGAAACAUACAGAAUGUAUAAAUCACUGCUUGUACCAGAAAAAUAUCUUAUAAUACCAGUCUAUAAUAGAAAGGCACUUGCACAGUUUAGAUGUUCGAACCACACGUUUAAAAUUGAAACUGGACGACAUCUUGGUUAAGAACAUGAUCUUCGAUAUUGAACUUAUUGUCUAAAUAUAGAAAACACUUGUGUCAUUUAAAACAAACUUAAUGAAUGUUUUUAUUGUUCUAGAUUUCACUUAGAACAUAACAUGCAGCUUUUUCUUGGUAAAGUGGAAAUAUAAAUGAAAUCGAUUUUAUUAAGCUGAUACAAACGACUAAUAAGCUAAAAUAGAAGAAAAUGCAUUAUUUAUUUAGUUUUUAAUACGAAAUGCAUCAGUAUAAAAUUAAGAACAACUCAUACAUGUAUAACGUGACAUGCCUGUAUAAUGUUUAUUGUAUUUUUUGCCGGUGGCCUUCAAUUACAAAAUAAAUUUUCUUUUCUUUCUAGUCACUUGUAUGUUUUUGUAUGAGAAAUGUCAUGUAUAAUGCACAUUAUUAAAUAGUUUUCUGUCUGUCGAAAAUGUCUCAAUACAACUAUUUAAUAAAUCAUGUCAUACAUUCUUAAUAAAUUUAGUAAUUUAUAUAAAAUAUGCUCAUACAAAUGCAAACACUUUCAAAGAAACUCAUAAUUGUCAAACUUGCUCUAAAUCGUACAAAACAGUUUUUUUGUAGCAAUAAGCGUUUGCAAUACUAUGAUUGGUGCAAUAGAAAACCUAUUUCCUUGCCCACUUCUUGUUAUAAUAUUUUUUCUGUUUAUUGAUUUCAUGUUUUAAGUGUUGUGCUUUGUCUCAUAACACUAGUUGAUGUGUAUUACAAUGUCUCUACUAUGUUUCUAUAAAAAUGUUGUUAUGUACAUACCUAAGUACCACAAUAUACCAAAAAUAGACAAAUGUGCUGUGGCAUCCUUAUGAUAUUAAUUAAUGUUUGAAUAGUCUUUUUGCUUUAUGUGACAUUGAUGAUUCGUCUGUGUGUAAAUCAGGAGUACUUUGUACAGCAAAAAUGCUAGGUUGACCAACAUACCAACGUCAUGUCACACAAUAAACAUAAUGUAUAAUUUAUUUUAGUUUUUAUAGGUACGUCUUAAACUUAAAGACAUUUUGAUCGUAAACGCAUCGUUAACGCACUUGCUCAAGUAGCAUCUUUUGUUUAACAAUUAGUAUAUGAAAAAUUCCUUCAUAUAUGCAACAACAUGCAUAUCACAUAAAACAUGUUCAAAGAAUUUGUGAUUAUUUCUAAAAACGUUUACACUACAGGAUGUAAGAAAUGGAUUUUUGUUCAAAUAACUGUGAUUGCUAUUAAGUUGUCUUUCAAUAUUUGUUCCUUCGUUUACAGUAUAUAUUAAAGAUUUGCUUUUUAAACUUGUUUUAAAGUUUCGAAUGGUUCAGAUGGCCAGUUUGUGUACAGACGUUUGUUUUUACAUAUAACAAAUAAUGUUUCCAUUGUUAUCAUAUGUCGCAUAGAAAAUUACUUGUUUUUAUAUACCCAACAAAUGAUGAGCUCAAACUUUAAAGCUCAAAUGAGUUUUUGGUUACAAUCUUUACUGUUUACGUAAAAUGUUUGGUCCAUAACUAAGCUUGAUUUUGUGUGACAAAAUGAAGAUACUUGAUAAUUUUAAUAAUGGAAAAGAUAGUUUAAAUUACACUCAAAGUCGUAUUUUAGGCAAAAGAUGAAGUCAUAUUUGCCUACAGUAGUUAUAACAUGCUGUUCUUUUUAAACCUCAUCUGAUAUAGUAUAAUACUGAACGUUCGUAUGACCUUCGUUAACAUAACAUUUUAACAUUUUUAUAUUUAUUAAAACAUUUUUUGUGGUUGAUAUUCAACCUAGAAGAUGUAAAAAUAUGUUUCGUCAUAUAAUGACUGUAAGUUAUAAACAUAUUAUACCAAAAAAGAUUUAGAUAGUAAAGUAUUGUUCAUUCGUUUAAAAUGUAGCUCUGUUCAUAAUGCAGUGUAAUAUGUAUAUAAAUGUAAAAAGGC
Messenger RNA from Dreissena polymorpha, 8699 nucleotides. RefSeq lists its product as uncharacterized. The record is from RefSeq and is a predicted model, not a curated record. NCBI's taxonomy places the organism in Eukaryota, Metazoa, Mollusca, Bivalvia, Myida, Dreissenidae. Bases 285 to 1388 code for a protein of 367 amino acids. The transcript has 9 exons.